Messenger RNA from Callorhinchus milii (elephant shark), 893 nucleotides. RefSeq lists its product as uncharacterized. Gene Ontology annotation, biological process: phospholipid biosynthetic process. Bases 1 to 510 code for a protein of 169 amino acids. The record is from RefSeq and is a predicted model, not a curated record. Lineage: Eukaryota; Metazoa; Chordata; Chondrichthyes; Chimaeriformes; Callorhinchidae. The transcript has 5 exons. Gene Ontology annotation, molecular function: phosphotransferase activity, for other substituted phosphate groups. Gene Ontology annotation, cellular component: membrane.
AUGGAAUACCUUCAGCCACUGAGCUUUAGAAGUUUUGAUGGUUACGCUGCCCGGCGGCUAAAUCAGACAUCUGAAUUUGGAGCCUGGUUCGACGUAGUCGUUGACAACUUGGGCCGCAGUAUGCUUUGGAAUUUACUGUAUGAGUGGGGACAUUUUAUAACCUCUUUAGAAUGGUGCGUUUUUGUCUGCACUCACAACUCCAUGGGAGCCGAAUGGAAGAAAAGGUUUGACCGCAGUCCCUGGUGGGCUCAGAGCGUCAUGGCAAACGGUUUUAAGACUCCUGCAGGUGCGGUGGCUAUUGCUGGAUUACACGUCCUUCCCAUUUGGCUGUAUGGCUAUGAAAAAGAGUUUCUAACAGAGGUCUUAUUGUUGCCCAUUGCAGCUCAACAAGCUGGGAUAGUUAUUCUUGUUGUUGGGAGGCUACUAUGUUUUCCUGUAGAGAUCUGGUGCCUUUGGAUACACAUAAUGUACCUGACCGAUGACCGGAAAGAAACUAAAAACAAAGAUUGAUGGAACAAUCAAACAUAAAUGGACUCGAUACAAUUUUAAGUGCUCAGGACACAGCAGCAAGCUUCCUAAUUUGGUGUCUCGCGCCAGCAGAUUACACCAGAAACGAGGCAGGUGAAUGGACUUGACGCAAAGCACAGAUGUCUCAAACCCAACAAUGUCUUGGUGCUAUUAUUAUUAUUAUUAUUAUUGGUUACAUGUUAACUCUCGCUUCUUCCCCAUCCCGAAAAGGGGACUGACCUUUGGGAACCAUUUUCCUUUGUUUGAAAAGGAGUAGAUAAAUUAAAAGAGAAACUAAGAUGUGGUUCUUUUUAUUUCCACCUACCCCAAAAUUUCAAUUGUUCUCAAAAAAAAUCAUUGAGUUUUUUAAAAAAUAAAAAAAGCGA